Messenger RNA from Esox lucius (northern pike), 4559 nucleotides. It is a transcript of the gene gk5, whose product is annotated as glycerol kinase 5. The record is from RefSeq and is a predicted model, not a curated record. Bases 447 to 2039 code for a protein of 530 amino acids. The transcript has 16 exons. Gene Ontology annotation, biological process: glycerol metabolic process; glycerol-3-phosphate biosynthetic process; triglyceride metabolic process. NCBI's taxonomy places the organism in Eukaryota, Metazoa, Chordata, Actinopteri, Esociformes, Esocidae. Gene Ontology annotation, cellular component: mitochondrion. Gene Ontology annotation, molecular function: glycerol kinase activity.
AUGUAUUACGUGAUAAUCUACUUGCGCCAAAGAAGGAAAGUAGACAAAAAUCGGAGAGCCACCGGUUAUGUAAACUGGAUUUGUCAGUGUGUACCGCGUGAGUGAAUAUUUAUCCAUAUGUUUUCACGUUAUUUUGGGAAAGUACACAGAAUACUGUAACAAAACCACAGAGAAGCAGCUUAUUGCACAAUUUAGUAAAGCUUUUUGUGCGGUGGACUAACUAUCAAAAGAGGAUUUCUACAUCGUUGAAAGGUUUCAGCUAGCAUAGGUGUCUCUUCCAGCCCACCUUGUGCUACUGCCAGGUGUGUGAGGGGAUUUGAAACAAAGGUGAAGGUCCGAAGACCAGAUGGGACGUCAGCAAACUCUCGAAACUUACGGGUUCAAACAAAUUUAAAGUUAUUUGAGCAUGGGGUGGUGACUGCUGCUGAACACGAUCUUGUGUUACAAUGGGAACUCAGAGGAAUGGAUUCAAAAAGGAAAACUACAUUAUCUCUGUGGACGUGGGGACAACAUCGAUCAGAUGUCACGUUUACGACAAGGAAGCACAGAUUCGGGGAUCGUGCGUCACCAAGGUGAAUCUCUUGUAUCCCGAACCUGGCAUGGUCGAGUUGGACCCUGAAGAGCUGUGGAUGGGGUUCGUUAAGGUGGUGAAGGGUGCUGUGCAAGAUUCAGGGUUUCAGAUGUGUCAGAUGGAGGCCCUGGGCAUCUCCACCCAGAGAGGCACCUUCACCACCUGGGACAGAAAAACGGGAGUUCCGUUUCACAACUUCAUCAGCUGGCAGGAUCUGAGAGCAGCUGACCUGGUGAGGUCUUGGAACAACUCCUGCACCAUGAAGGCAUUACACGGUGUGGCAAAGGCACUGCACUUCCUUUCCAGAAACAAACGUUUCCUGGCGGCCAGCCUCAUCGUUUUCUCCACCCAACACGUCACGUUACGCCUCGCCUGGGCCUUGCAGAACUGGAAAAGGUUAAGCGAGGCAGUAGCACAGGGGAACUGUUGCUUUGGGACAAUAGACACUUGGCUGCUGUAUAAACUCACAAAAGGACUGGUCCAUGCCACUGAUUACUCAAAUGCCAGCGCCACAGGGAUCUUUGAUUCAUACCAGAUGUGCUGGAGUGAACUGUGCUGCUUUCUCCUCUCGCUGCCUCUCUCCAUCCUCCCCAAAGUGUUGAACACUGGGCACCAUUUUGGCUCCACCGACACCUCCAUCUUCGGGGUGUCCAUCCCCAUCAUGUCCGUCAUGGCUGACCAGCAGGCGGCCAUGUUUGGCGAGUGCUGCUUUGACGUCGGUGACGUGAAGAUCACCAUGGGAACGGGAACCUUCAUGAACAUCAACACAGGCAGCCAGCCUCACACGUCCGUGUCCGGGCUGUACCCAGUGGUGGGGUGGAAGAUCGGCCCUGAAGUGGUGUAUCUGGCGGAGGGAAAUGCAGCCGACACUGGCACGGCCAUUAAAUGGGCACAGAAGCUGGAGCUGUUCUCGGAUGUUCGGGAGACCGAUACCAUGGCCAGCAGUGUAGCUGACUCAGAUGGAGUGUGUUUUGUUCCCUCCUUUAGUGGCCUGCAGGCUCCUCUGAACGAUCCCAAAGCAUGCGCCUCCUUCAUGGGUCUCAAACCCUCGACGACCAAGAGCCACCUGGUGCGAGCCAUUCUGGAGUCUAUCGCCUUCAGGAACAAGCAGCUCUACGAGACGAUGCUUAGAGAAACACACAUUCCGAUCACUAAGAUCAGGGCCGAUGGUGGUGUGGGCACCAAUGACUUCGUCAUGCAGCUGACAGCUGACCUUUUUGGCAGGAAAGUUUCCCGGCCGACCCGACACGAAAUGUCCUGCCUGGGUGCAGCUUUUGUAGCCGGACUGGGAGUGGGUUACUGGAGGAGUCGGGAGGAGCUGAAGAAGCUGCAGAGCACCGACUGUGUCUUCCUUCCCCGGAACGGUUACGGCACCGCCGACGGCAAGAUGACUGACCAGUACGGACAAGUCAUUCAGAGCUGGGAACGGGCGCUUCAGCGCUCCAUGAACUGGUAUAGCAAAGCCUGAGGCGCGGAGGACGGGCGGAGCGCACAUCUGUCGCUGCCGAAGGAAGCCACCCCCAGCCGCCUCUGUAACGUCAUGCUCCUCUGAUCUUAUCUUAUGUUAGGUUUGUCUUUCUUCCUCAGGGCUGGGCGUUUUCUGUGUUCAAGGUAGAUUGAUUAAUUCUAUUCUGUGAGGUGAUCUCUGAUCUGACAUGAGGGGGUCAUUGAAGCCAACUGUGUUGCAUCUCAGAUGGAAGGAAGGAUGGAUAGAAUCGAUGAAGGAUGGAUAGAAUCGAUGAAGGAUGGAUAGAAUCGAUGAAGGAUGGAUAGAAUCGAUGAAGGAUGGAUGGAAUCGAUGAAGCAUGGAUGGAAUCGAUGAAGGAUGGAUGUUUUUUGACAGAGUGAAGGACUAAUGCUGCUGAGCCUCAUGGUCUUCAGUUUAAAUUAACUGUUACCACAGGAUUCGUUUCCUGUUUAAAUUUAGAAACGGUAUCUGUAGCUCAGGGUCUUGUUCACGUAGGCAUGCAACGGAAAACGUUUUCAGAUGUUUCCAACCAAGAAAUGUUUUCUUUUGGAUGUAUUCACUCGGGGAAAAAAAAACAUUCUGAAAUGUUUUGUCAAACCGUUUCCACUGUUCAAAUGUGGAUAGUUCCUCUCUGUUUCAUCAAUGAAAAAAGGGAUGGAUAUACCGGACUUUGUCUGUCUAUUCAAAGUAUUUCGUAACUGAACAGCAACAUUUUGCUGAAUGAAUACAUCCCAUGUACUUCCUCCAUGUCUCAGUGUUUAUUUUUUUAAUUUGGUAAUGAAAAUAACCCAGGUGUGCUGGUGCUCAAAUCGAUUAAGCGGAAUAGCUGCAGAUCGCUACUGUUUGCCUAAAAAUGCAAAAAUUACAGAGCGUUCCAGAAAUGUUCUCGUUUUGACCAAAGGUUAGCAUUUACCCCACCAAUUCAUCGUUUUUUUUAACAGCAUGUCACCUUUCAUGAACUUAACAACAUGCCUUUUUAGCUGUGUCAUAACUGUAAAUUGCACAACCAGUAGGGCUGAACAGAUCAAUCCUCCCCAGCACUCGAAAACCUACAGGUGUUAUUUGUUAUGAUGCUGUCUCAAUGCAAUGUUACAGGUUUCUUACCUCACUGACUCCCGGGAUUCGACUUUUAACAACCUUUCAGCGACUGGCCAGAGGCACUAAAUCCCUAGGCAGUGUAAUGGGUCGUGGAAACUCACAACGUCCGUCAUCUCCUCGAUCCGAGAAAUGCAAUGUUCUCCUUGUCCAGAGGAGGGAGUCUCUGCUUUCCAGCGAGCCGUUGUGGAAGCCUGUGGACCUAUUGGACAGUACCCCCGAGGAUGCUUGUUCUCCCCAGAGGCUUCACAUUCCUGGCUCCCCUUGGUCUGUCCAACGGUCCAGGGCACGUGUUCAUUAGGGCAAAUCAUUAGAAUAAAUAAAUAAUAGUCCUCCUUUUUGAAACAAUAACGGGUCUGGGGUUUGUUAUUGAGCAAGGCCUGUUUUUUCCUAGUCCCCCCUAUUUAGCGGGAUUCCCAGUGGACAUGACUCAGAUACGAAGCUGUUAUAUCGGAAGAGGCCGCUGGGGUAUCUGUUUUUUUUUUUUAAAUCCAUGUUUGUCGUACAGCAGACGGACAAAGAAAAUGUACCAAGGAGGCUACAGUGUUAGACCUGGCAGUAUUAGAUACUAAGAUACUUGAUCAAUAUCGCCUGCAUAGGAAACUCUUAUUGUUGUACUUGUCUCUGGCACUUGUGGUAACUGUGUUUUUUCAUGAAACUGUGAGCGGACAGGACUCUUGUUAACAUAGUGGAUGUAUCGCUAGGACAUCCUCCAUGUUUUAUUGUACUGGGUGCUGUAGGGGGGUUGUGGUGCCUAAUUCUUAAGUACCUUUACAUGUGGAAGUGGCAGUGAAGAUUUAAAAAAAUCAUGUACGUAUUAGUGUCAGUCUGUUUUUCUGCCUUUAAACGAUCUUAUCUGCCUCCCAUUUCCCAGUGGAAAAUCUAAUGUAGGAGUUUUAUGUUUUCCCAUAAAUUGGAUACUGAUAGCUAUUUUGACACUAGAAAAGGACCCUUACAUUUAACUGUGUAUGUAACUACUUUAAAGGCAUGGUUUACCCAAAUUACAGUGAAAUACGGGUUUCCUUUUCUCAAGUUUUCUAUGCAAAGGUUGUAUUGGAAGUCCAUGUUUUGGUAUUAUUCUACAGCUUAACAGUCAUAGAUGUUUGUGGAAUUGUUUGUGAAGAGAAGAUUUGAGCAUUAGCAAUAAACCAUUUAUUUUAGUAUCAAAGUUUGAUUUGGAGUUACAUUAAUUCAUCAUACCAGUAUUAUAAUCUGUUGCACAUCAUGUUCAAAUCAUCUGCAAGUGCCUUUUCUGAGCUUAACAGGCAAUUUGACAUAGUUGCAUGUAUUCUGUUGGUGUAACACAAGCUAAACUGACUUGAUUUGUCCAUGAAUUAAUUGUGGGUAAAAAAAAAAGAAAAAAAAAGAGGAAACUGAUCAAAUGUAAUGAAGUUUACAACAUUAAAAGCUUGAAUGGUUAAGAAC